Messenger RNA from Eutrema salsugineum, 2526 nucleotides. Its product is annotated as BTB/POZ domain-containing protein At5g66560. Bases 355 to 2316 code for a protein of 653 amino acids. The transcript is spliced from 4 exons. Lineage: Eukaryota; Viridiplantae; Streptophyta; Magnoliopsida; Brassicales; Brassicaceae. Gene Ontology annotation, molecular function: protein binding. The record is from RefSeq and is a predicted model, not a curated record.
UGUUUAUAAAUUGAUUAGUUUAAAUGAUUAACAAAUGAGUGGGAUUUUUGCUUCUCCCAAAGCGUAAUUUCUCUGAAAAUUGUGUCGUGUUGAGAGUAGUUGAGAUUCUUGCUGUUCUCCAAACAAAAGAUUGAUUUUAUAAGAAUUAAAGGGGUAAAAAAAGAAAGAUGGAUCAAAAACGAGAUCCCCUUUUUCGAAAUCCGAAUAACUAUUUUCAAUCUGUCUCUUUCUCAUGAUUUAGGAUUCCAAUUCCUUCCUUUUUCCUCGCUCUCUUUUGCUCUCCAUAUUCUCUUUAGAAAGAGAUUGGUUUUGGUUUCUUCUGUGAGUGAUUUUUUCUUCACAGUGUUGUCUACAAUGGCAUCAGAGAAAUCUAGCUCCAAGGGCCAAGCAUGGUUUUGUACGACUGGAUUACCUAGCGACAUUGAAAUCGAAGUUGAUGAUAUGACAUUUCAUCUCCAUAAGUUUCCUCUGAUGUCAAAGAGCAGGAAACUUCACAGGUUGAUUACAGAGCAAGAGACGAGAUCAUUUUCUACUGUAGAGGAGAGCGAUAGGAAGGGGAAAGGCCAUGAGAUCGAGGAGGACGACGAAGAAGAAGAAGAAGAAGACAAGCAUGAGGAGGUUGAAGAAAAUGGUUAUCCUCGCAUAAAACUUGAGGAUUUUCCCGGGAGUUGUGAGAGCUUCGAGAUGGUGGCAAAGUUCUGCUACUGCGUCAAGAUCGACCUCUCAGCUUCCACUGCAGUUCCUCUUCGAUGCGCGGCGGAGCAUCUCGAAAUGACGGAAGAGUAUUCACCGGAUAACCUAAUUUUAAAGACGGAGAGGUUUCUCUCGCAUUUCGUCUACAAGAGCUUGAGAGAAUCCAUCAAGGCUCUGAAAGCUUGCGAGUCAGUCUCGCCUUUACCCGAAUCGCUUGGUAUAACGGAUCAGUGCAUCGAAUCUAUCGUCUCAAGAGCUUCCUCAGCCGAUCCUUCACUGUUCGGUUGGCCGGUAAACGACGGCGGCGGCGGCGGCGCCACUGAUCUGCCGCGAAGAAAGAAACCGGGUAGGGAUUAUUCGAAUACGGAGCUCUGGUUCGAAGAUCUGGCGCAGCUAAGCCUUCCGAUCUUCAGAACUGUGAUCCUGUCAAUGAGAUCGGGAGAUCUGAGCCCAGAUGUCAUAGAGAGCUGUUUGAUUUGUUACGCUAAGAUGCACAUUCCCGGAAUAUUGCGAUCUAACCGGAAACCGCCAUCGUCAUCGUCAACUGCAGCUUCGGAGAGUGAACAGAGAGAAUUACUGGAGACGAUAACUUCUAAUCUUCCAUUAGAAAAGAGCUCCAUCUCCGCAACCACGAGAUUCCUCUUCGGCUUAUUGCGAACGGCCAUCAUCCUCAACGCGUCCGAGACUUGCCGCGAUCUGUUGGAGAGAAAGAUUGGGUCGCAGCUAGAGCGAGCCACGCUCGACGAUUUGCUCGUCCCUAGCUACUCAUACCUCAACGAGACCUUAUACGAUGUCGAUCUGGUGGAGAGAAUCCUCAGCCACUUUCUCGACUCCUUGGAACAAUCCGACACCGCCCUUGUCGAAGCUGACGGACGAUCUCCGUCCCUGAUGCUAGUCGGGAAGUUGAUCGACGGAUUCCUCGCGGAAAUCGCAUCGGACGCAAAUCUCAAAUCGGAUAAAUUCUACAAUCUAGCCAUCUCACUCCCCGAUCAAGCUCGACUCUACGAUGACGGACUUUACAGAGCAGUCGACGUAUAUCUCAAGGCGCAUCCAUGGAUAUCGGAAGCAGAGAGGGAGAAGAUAUGCGGCGUGAUGGAUUGUCAGAAACUUACGCUCGAAGCUUGCACACACGCCGCACAGAACGAGCGACUUCCACUACGAGCCGUCGUGCAAGUCCUCUUCUUCGAGCAGUUACAGCUUCGGCAUGCGAUCGCCGGUACGUUACUAGCGGCUCAAUCGCCGUCUCCGUCUCCGGGACCGUCAGCAACAACGGCAAGAAUGAAUCUAACGAUAACGGAAACAGCAACGGGAGAGGACGGCGAUGAAACGAGGGGACAAGGACAGGUGGACGCUGGGAAAUGGAAGAAGACAGUGAGAGAGAAUCAGGUGCUUCGCUUGGACAUGGAUACGAUGAGGACGCGCGUUCACCGUUUAGAGAGAGAGUGCUCCAACAUGAAAAAAGUGAUCGCCAAGAUCGAUAAAGAAGGUUCACCGGCGGCAACGACGACGACCGAUCGGCCGAGGAGUUGGUCAAUAACGAAAAAAUUCGGAUGCAAAUUCAAGACGCAGGUCUGCGAUUCGCACGAGGCAACCAUGGUUGAUCAUAGAUCGCGACGGGCUUGAAUGGUUUUCGGUUGAUCUCUUAGUACAGAAUCAAGAAACAUCUGUCUAUUAUUAUGAUUCUUGGAUUUUUAGUAAUCCUUCAAAAUUUGUUGCCAUGUUUGUACUUGUACACAAGUGUGAAACGUUUUGACUUUUGAGUUUUCCUUUUGUUGUAAAACCGAAUAAAACGUAUUCGGGUUAGUGUAUAUCCACAACUGACGUAAGGCCCUA